AUGAAAUCUUUGCUUUCUUGUUUUUCUUGUUUUAUACAUAAAAAUAAUGAUAACUCAAAUGAGAGUUCUACUCCCCUAAAAGUGUUUUCCAAAUUUAGGAAUGAAGGUGCAACUAAUGUAAUUCCAACCAUCAACGUAAUUCCUAGCACCGUUAAUAAUAUGGAGGUCACUACCAUUACUACUCCUACUUCCAAUUUCACGCAAGAUUCAUCGCCAUUUAAGAAUUCCGGAUCACUUGGAAGUGGUAAAGUCUCUCUCGUCAAUAAAGGAAAUUCUAACGAAAGCUCUUUUUCUUGUGGUCGAGAAAGCUGUAACUCUCCAAGAUCAACUGAUCCAAAUAAUUCCGGAAAAUAUUUCACUUAUUGUACUUCUAAUUGUUUUUGGGAAGAAAUUCAUACUCUUACUACCUCAAAAUUUACGCUUCUUUCCGAAAAUGAUCCUGAUUAUGAUUAUCGAUUCUUGGAACAUAAACAAUUAGUCGCCAAGAGUCAUGCAAUUGAUGAAAAUAUGGUUGUCCAUAGAAUGUUUCAUGGUACUUAUUAUGCAUGUGGUACGGAGAACUUGUGGAAUGAUGAUCGAAAACUUUGUGCGGCGAGUUGUGGCAUGUGCGGUAUUAUUCAAAACGGGAUGCUGAAAGAAGUUUCAAGACAAAACCCACAACAAUUAUGGUUUGCUAAGAAAGCUAGAAUUUCAUUGGAUUAUUGUCGUUACAGAAAUGAAAAUUUAUUUACUAUGUUUAUUGUGGACGUUGUGAAUGCUCAGGACGCCGAAAUUUUAGUUAUCAAUAACAAUGAG
This is a messenger RNA of Funneliformis geosporum, 795 nucleotides long. The record is from the annotation of a GenBank genome assembly. Lineage: Eukaryota; Fungi; Glomeromycota; Glomeromycetes; Glomerales; Glomeraceae.